Molecule: messenger RNA, 1378 nt
Organism: Haliotis rubra (blacklip abalone)
Lineage: Eukaryota; Metazoa; Mollusca; Gastropoda; Lepetellida; Haliotidae
Exons: 9
Coding region: 4-945 (313 amino acids)
Molecular function (GO): calcium ion binding
Source: RefSeq, a predicted model, not a curated record
GCCAUGAAGGUCAUCGUAUUUCUAUGGAUAGCCUUGUGGUCCGCCACCUUGACAGAAGCUGGUCUCAGAAGCAAGCGGGGAGCCGGGUACCAAGGGAGCCGGCUGGACUUGGACAAGCUGCUCAUGGACGUCGACCGAGACAACAACUCCAUCGUCAUCCGCUCAGAACUCUUUCUCAACCUGGGGCGUGGUGAUAAAGACGAUAACGGAUUUAUUUCUCGCUGUGAGUGGGUCAAUGAAGCUGUCAACAUAUAUGACGACUCCAAACUUGCCGCACUGAAUUACUUCGACAUCGUCGACACCAACGGAGACAACAUGCUCACGACGUCGGAUACAGAUUUUCUCGCGCUGGACGCUGAUGGUGACAGGGAAGUCUCAGUAUCAGAACUCCGACAAGCAAUUGAACGGGAUUAUGAAUUGGCUAUGGAUUCAGCUGCGUAUAAGAAGUUUGAACAGCUUUCUCGCGUGACAGCGCCUCAAGAAGGAGACAUCAAGUCUACACUCCAGAUUGACGUCAUCAAGAAGGACGUGGAUUCCAACGAUGACGGUGACGUUACACGAACUGAACUUCAGGCUCACUACAUAUCCAGCUUUGACAAAGAUGAUGACUACAAAGUAAGCCGUUGUGAGUUUGUCAGCGGCGCCGUGUCGAGAUACGGGGACCGGAAGGAGGUUGCCAUUGUUGCUUUCGACAACCUUGACAGCACUCAGAACAACUACAUCGACAUUGACGAUAUCAAACUGUCACGAUUUGAUCAGGACGGAAGCGGUAAACUGACAACUGAUGAGUUUGAGACUGCUGUAAUACAGGCUGACUGGGUUGCGCUCAAGAAGGUGUAUCCUCAAGCUACGACCCCCGCGCCUCCUACAGGGGUCGCCGUCAACUGUUCCCCAUCAAUCCUCCUUGGCGGCUCUGUCAUCUUCUUGCUCAGACUGUGGAUAUGAGUGGGUUCUGGACUGUCUGUGUGCACAAAACACUCUUCUUAAAGUUGCAAAAACAAGUGUAAUAUCAAUGGUUUCCUAUCAUUGUGUAAAAUCAAUGUAUUAGCAUUGUCAGAACACUCUGAGGUUGUCUUGUAUUGUUCUAGAUGAUGUUUAAUCACUAUUCAAGCGUAUCGUUUCAUGUAUUAUUUAUUUGAAAUUUGACUUUGUCUCCAUAUAUUAUGUGUGUGUAUAAAAUAAGAGUUUUGGAAGAGAUAACGAUCAAUAAAAGAUAUUAGAUAACCGUAUAAUUCGUUUUCGGAAAUUGUUAUGUAAAAGUAAGUGGUGAUAGCUCAAUGAGCUCAUCUAUACGAUUUAUAAAAUGUUGGCAUGCUUCAUCAAUAUUUUCAAGUACAAUGUACAUGUAAUACAAAGUGAUAAAGAAGUGUUGACAGGU